AAUAAUAUUUAAUUGCUAUUCUUAAAUAGACCUUUACUUUAUAUUCUUAGAUACAAAAUUACAAAGUGAUAUUUUUGUACAAUUUAAUAUUAUACUAAAAAUUCUUGGUGUAAUAUAGACGAUAAUGUAUACCGGUCGCGUGUCAUGAGAAUUGUGUGGUGAUUCAAGAUGGAAGACGGUGACAAUAAAACGGACGUUGGUCAGGAUAAAGAGAAAAAGUCGUACGCCGGAAUACCGGAGGCCGAUUUUGUAGACGAUGUCGACGCGUUUAUGGCAAAACCUGAAAAUGAAUCGACGGACAAAGUACUCCAAAUGCUGGAUGAAAAUCAUGGCAAAUAUAAAUUCAUAGAAUAUAAUUUGGUGAACAAGAGGAGAAGACUGAAAGCACAAAUCCCGGAUUUAGAAAGAUCAUUGGAAAUGAUUAAGAAAUUACAACAAGAAAAGGACAACAGCAGAGAAUUGGAAACUCAAUUUCUUUUAUCAGAACAAGUUUAUGCAAAAGCUAUUAUUCCACCUACCGAUAAAGUAUGUUUAUGGUUAGGGGCAAAUGUUAUGUUAGAAUAUACCUUGGAUGAUGCACAAGAAAUGUUAACAAAAAAUAUUGAAGCUGCAAAAAGAAACUUAAGUUAUGUGGAGCACGAUUUAGAUUUUGUCAGAGAUCAAUUUACAACAACUGAAGUAAACAUGGCACGCAUUUAUAAUUGGGAAGUAAAACGCAGACAAGCUGCUAAACCAACAUGAAAGCUGUUUUUUUUUAAUAAAUUCAAUUUGCAUGCAAUGAUUGCCUAAAACCUAGAAGUUACUCACACUGUCAAAAAAAGAAGCCUGUGACUAAAAAAAAAAGUGUCAUUUCAUAAUGUUGAUGGAAUAAAGGACUCAAACACGUUUAGGUUAUAAGCUAGAUACACCAAUAUUUAUGUAUAUUGCCACAAAUACAUCUGAAUUCUAACUUAA
Molecule: messenger RNA, 954 nt
Organism: Megachile rotundata (alfalfa leafcutting bee)
Lineage: Eukaryota; Metazoa; Arthropoda; Insecta; Hymenoptera; Megachilidae
Gene: mgr
Product: prefoldin subunit mgr
Biological process (GO): microtubule-based process; protein folding; tubulin complex assembly
Cellular component (GO): cytoplasm; prefoldin complex
Molecular function (GO): tubulin binding
Source: RefSeq, a predicted model, not a curated record